Molecule: messenger RNA, 825 nt
Organism: Cercospora beticola
Lineage: Eukaryota; Fungi; Ascomycota; Dothideomycetes; Mycosphaerellales; Mycosphaerellaceae
Source: RefSeq, a predicted model, not a curated record
GCAUCGUGCAAUGCGCUUGCGAUCGCUCGUAAUCACACUGAUGUUGAUCUAUGUACAAAGUAGAAGGAGGUAUAAAGGUAGGUGCCUGAGUCCAGACUCUUGCGAUCAUUCUUUCCUUACGAGCAUCAUCACACCGUGCAAAACAGCAGGAUACACAUCUCGCGACAAUAAACGAAUCAAGCGCAUACAACAGACAUCAUGGCUUCUGAACGACGAGACUCCAACUUCCUCAGCCUUGCUCCAAUGAGCUACUCCAACUGGGUCGCGCCAGCUGCAUCGCCGCCAACACCAUCAAGCGCCAAAGAAGACGACGCCAGAGCCCCAUCUCCUACAGAUGCUAUCGAAGCAGUCAAGAAGACUCAACGCUCCGCAAGCGAGUCGAGCACUACCAGCGGGUUCCUACGACUAGGCCACGUGGACAAGGAAGAAUAAAUCUUAACACUACGAAAAUAAGUAUCGUAGCUUGAAUAUGUCUACACUCACGACACGACCUCUGGCGGCGUAACGGAUGUUUUGCGGAUCAAGGGACAAAUGCUCACGAGACCAACGACCAAACGACCAAUGACAUUACCGACGGACCUGCGCCCGAACUGUAUUUCCUAAAACAGUGCGAUGCGAUUCGAAAUUGGAAGCGACGUGUGGCGCAAAGGGCACGGGGAUAGGACAAAUGAACGGCAGCGCGCUAGCAAAUGCACAAAGUUGUCUGUACCAUGGGAUAGCCGACCCGGAUUCGGCAAUUACAUACUUCACUUCAACUGCUGUAUGAGAAAAGGUUUCAUGACCAAUUGGAUUCGUGCGCGUCACAUUCCUUCAUCCCACUCCCAU